This is a messenger RNA of Aaosphaeria arxii CBS 175.79, 995 nucleotides long. Its product is annotated as signal peptidase complex catalytic subunit sec11. Lineage: Eukaryota; Fungi; Ascomycota; Dothideomycetes; Pleosporales. Gene Ontology annotation, cellular component: membrane; signal peptidase complex. The coding region runs from base 236 to 757 and encodes 173 amino acids. The transcript has 2 exons. Gene Ontology annotation, molecular function: serine-type endopeptidase activity. The record is from RefSeq and is a predicted model, not a curated record.
CACCUCAAGCUUAUCCCAGCAAGCCAACUCCAACAACAAUUGACCUCAACCACGCGCCGCAAAAGGUCAGCGGCUUUCAAGACUGCUAAAAUUCACACCGAGCAGUGGUUAUAAAAAACCAAAAAGGUUCACACGACCCUCCACUUCUAAACCCUUCACGACACACGCAUUCUCGCUCCCGCCCCGGUGUUCCUCCUCCUACCUCCCCCCUCCGAACCAGUCUACAACACCAGCAAUGCUCGGCCUCGCAAAUCUCCAGCCGCGGCAACUCGCCGCGCAAAUACUAAACUUCGCACUCGUUCUCUCAACAGCGUUCAUGCUAUGGAAGGGUCUCUCCGUCGUCACGGACUCGCCGUCGCCAAUCGUGGUCGUACUUUCGGGCUCGAUGGAGCCAGCUUUCCAGAGAGGCGAUUUGUUGUUCCUCUGGAACAGGGGACAGGACACACAGGUCGGAGAGAUUGUUGUGUAUAAUGUCAAGGGGAAGAACAUCCCCAUCGUGCACAGGGUGGUGCGGAGGUUCGGCGGAGGUGAAACUCCCCUCCAGCUCCUCACCAAGGGUGACAACAACUUGGCCGACGACACCGAGCUCUACGCUCGCGGCCAAUCGUUCCUCAACCGCAAAGAAGAUGUUAUCGGGAGUGUCGUGGGAUUCGUCCCAUUCGUGGGAUACGUGACUAUUCUCCUCAGUGAGAACCCAUGGCUCAAGCAAGUCAUGCUGGGAAUAAUGGGUCUGAUGGUGGUGUUACAACGGGAAUAAUAGGCACGAUUGAUUUUGGUGUGAUAUUGUAGCUAUAUGGCAAGAAGGGUCAGGUCCAAUAAGAUUAGGAUUCCAGGAAGGAAAUCAAUUUCGCCUACUUAGGAGCACUGUGACGGUAGAAGACCAAGGUCUAUGCAUACAUACGUACGUCUUAUUAAAGAGGGAGAUCCGGCGUGCAUUCAGUUCAAGCGUUCAGCAGGCAGGAGAAGAAAAAUCUAGCCAUUGAAGUCCAAAACAG